AUGAUGACUGCAAGAAGAUACUACCAACUGACUGGAGGCCAAGAACAGAGUGCAGCACUGGCUGUAGAUGCCCAACCUACAGAAUCUGAAAAGGAAAUUUAUAAUCAGGUGAAUGUAGUGUUAAAGGAUGCAGAAGGAAUACUGGAAGACUUGCAGUCAUAUAGAGGAGCUGGCCAUGAAAUACGAGAGGCAAUACAGCAUCCCAGUGAUGAGAAGCUGCAAGAGAAGGCAUGGGGUGCAGUUGUUCCACUAGUAGGCAAACUAAAGAAAUUCUAUGAAUUUUCUCAAAGACUAGAGGCAGGAUUGCGAGGUCUGUUGGGAGCCCUAACAAGCACUCCAUAUUCACCAACGCAACACCUGGAGCGAGAGCAGGCUCUUGCUAAGCAGUUUGCAGAAAUUCUUCACUUUACACUCCGAUUUGAUGAGCUCAAGAUGACAAAUCCUGCUAUACAGAAUGACUUCAGCUACUAUAGAAGAACUCUGAGCCGUAUGAGGAUUAACAAUGUCCCAGCAGAGGGAGAAAAUGAAGUAAAUAAUGAGUUGGCAAACAGAAUGUCUUUAUUUUAUGCUGAAGCAACGCCAAUGUUGAAAACCUUAAGUGAUGCUACAACAAAGUUUGUGUCAGAGAAUAAAAAUUUACCGAUAGAGAAUACAACAGAUUGCUUAAGCACCAUGGCUAGUGUGUGCAGGGUCAUGCUGGAAACCCCGUGAGUAUAAACAGUGCUCGUAUUGUUUAUGAAUCAUCUCUGUAUUUAAGACAUGACUUGUGAUGCAAAAGGUGAAAGAAAUAUAACUGGGGUAAUUAGGAGCUAUGGUGGGGUUUUUUUACCAACUUAGUUGUUUAUCUUAACAUGAAACUAAUGUCUCAUUUUGCUAGCCAUGCAAAUCAUGCGGUCUACUUUUCUGAACUUAUUAAUAUUUAAAAAUAGAAUGGCUAUGAAAGCUAGACAACUCUUGGCACUCCUUAUAAAUGGUUUUCUCAUGUAUAAUUCAGGAAAAUAUACUAUUUGAGCAUGACUGCCUAAGGCCUCCUGGAAGAGGGGUUAUGGGCGAUGCGUUGGAUUGGUACCUCGUUGCAAGUUGGCUUGGCUGAUGGCUGUAACAAAAUUACAGCGCCCCUGUCUGGGGAAUUAUGAGACGACUUUUGGGCAUGAAGGCAGUCUGUCUGCUGUAAAUUUGAGAGGCACUGGGAGUGUGAACAAGAAGUCAAACUAAACUUUGGGGUUUUAUCUGUCUCUUCUGGAUUCUAAGUAGCUUCCCAUUGGUAAAUGUACUCAGGUAUAAGGUGUGUCUUAUUUAAGUUAGUUUCUGUCCAAAUACCACAGUAAUUUUUUUUUUUUUUUUUUUUGGAGCACAUUGAGAGCUCCAUUUAUAUUCUUACCCUUCUUAAGAAUAGUCUGCCCCAUUGAAGAAAGUAGUUAAGCGUUGUUCAUUAAGCUUGAUUUUCCUUUUUUUUGUUUCCUGAGUCAGAAGUUUGGGUUGCGUUUAUAUUAGAGGGUGGUGGGGAAGAGAGUAGGAAGCAUUGAAGGCAAAGUUAGUAUGUAUUGUUUUAAUAAUUUUUUUUUCCUGCAAAAACAUAUACCUGAAAGAUGGUAGCAGCAGGGUGCUGUUUUAGGUUUCAGAAUCUUUGUUAAUUUCCAGAUAACUCUUUCUAAGCAGUCAUCUGACUUGUAAGCAGGUUAUUGGGGGG
Messenger RNA from Haliaeetus leucocephalus (bald eagle), 1690 nucleotides. It is a transcript of the gene CYRIB, whose product is annotated as family with sequence similarity 49, member B. The record is from RefSeq and is a predicted model, not a curated record. Gene Ontology annotation, biological process: positive regulation of T cell activation; regulation of actin filament polymerization. Bases 1 to 711 code for a protein of 236 amino acids. Gene Ontology annotation, molecular function: small GTPase binding. NCBI's taxonomy places the organism in Eukaryota, Metazoa, Chordata, Aves, Accipitriformes, Accipitridae. The transcript has 9 exons.